This is a messenger RNA of Maylandia zebra (zebra mbuna), 3482 nucleotides long. The record is from RefSeq and is a predicted model, not a curated record. Lineage: Eukaryota; Metazoa; Chordata; Actinopteri; Cichliformes; Cichlidae.
CCAGCGGGUGCGGAAACCCCUGGCUGGGCAGCAGGGUAGCUCACAGCAGGCUCUGGGUACUGAACAGGUUGGUGGACGGGCGACUGGGCCACUGGUGACUGGACAGGAGGCGACUGGGCCACUGGUGACUGGACAGGAGGCGACUGGGCCACUGGUGACUGGACAGGAGGCGACUGGGCCACGGGUGACUGGACAGGAGGCGACUGGAGAGCAGGUGAGUGAACUGACGGGGCUGGAAGCUGAACAGCAGGUGAGGCUGACGACGGAGCUGAGGUUGGUGUGGCUAAUGGCUGGGCUACAGACUGAGCUAAUGAGGGAGAUAAAGCUACAGCCUGAGCUAGUAAGGCCGGUGCCUGAGCAGGGGACACUUCAGCCAGCCUAACCAGGGAUAAAGCUAGUGCGUGAAAGGCUGGGUCAGGAGGUGGAUGAAGUGGUGGACUGAUUAGCUCUUCCGUGCCUCCAGAGCGUGAGGGCACUGGCUGGAGAGCCUCAGCUGAGUCUCUAGGGGGGUCAGACUGGAUCCUGGCCGUCCUCAGCCUAGGUGCUGGGACAGGCACGGGAGGUGGCUGGACACCAGUCACCCCCACUCGAGAAACCGAAGCGGGUGUGGCGGUAGACUGGGUCGCAGCUGCCCUCCUCCUGGGAGCUGGCACUGGUGUGGGGGUAGACUGACUGACGGGAGUGGAGAUAAUGACUGGGUGUGUGAUGUUAGCAGGUUUAUUGGGGAUUGUUCUGGUUUUCCUGCCACCACUAUUUACAGUCUUUGGGAGAGCAGAGCAGAACAAAUCUUCCCAGUCCACAGAAUCUUCCAGGAGGGAAACAUCCCACGAAUCAGAGAUGGGGUUAUUGUGCGUUUUGAGUGAAUAAUCAGAUGGUGAGUGCGAAAAACAGUCACUGGAGCUCACCAUCGGGAGUGGCUGAAAGUGGUCCGUUUUAUGGCGGCGUGUGCGCCGAUUUCUCCGGGAGGAGGAAGCGGGCGGGGUACACGUCCGAGCCUCUGGCACGGGAGCCUCUGUUGAGCCGAGGUGGAAGACGGAGCCGCUGUGCCGUGGCGAGGUUGAAGGUCCGGUGAAUGAGGCAGGUGAUGUGUGAGCGUGGAGCGGAGUGGCGAGAGAGGGAGCGGCCGAAGCGCGGCGUGAAACGUCCACUCUCCGCGGCAGAUGCUCCGGUGCAGUGCUGAUGAGAGGUUUGAUGCCACGUUCCAUACAAAUGUGCUGGUCAAUGCUUCAGGAGCUUGUCAGUACAUUCCACCAGGUAUCUUGAAGAGUACCUGCUACAUCGACGUUCGGUGGUUCCCGUUUGAUAUUCAGAAGUGUGACCUGAAAUUUGGUUCCUGGACCCACAAUGGUUGGUUGCUGGAUCUCCAGAUGAUGGAAGUCGAUGUCUCUACAUAUAUACCCAAUGGGGAGUGGGACCUUGUUGGUGUACCAGCAAAGCGUAAUGAGCUGUAUUAUGACUGCUGCAAGGAGCCCUACCCCGAUGUGACGUUCACAGUCACUAUGCGCCGCAGGACUCUUUAUUAUGGCUUAAACCUGCUCAUCCCCUGUGUGCUCAUCUCUGGUCUGGCACUGUUGGUCUUUCUGCUCCCUGCUGACUCUGGAGAAAAGAUCUCACUGGGCAUAACGGUACUGCUGUCUCUGACAGUGUUCAUGUUACUGGUAGCAGAGAUCAUGCCUGCCACUUCAGACUCAGUUCCUCUAAUUGCUCAGUAUUUUGCUAGCACCAUGAUGAUUGUGGGAUUGUCGGUGGUGGUAACUGUUCUGGUUCUGCAAUUCCACCACCAUGACCCCCACGGAGGAAAAAUGCCUAAAUGGGUCCGAGUCUUUCUUCUCAACUGGUGCGCUUGGUUCCUCCGUAUGAAGAAGCCUGGAGAGGAAAGCAAAACUCCAGUGAGCUCAAGCAGUCCUCCAACUUAUAAGUACUCCCAUUCUCCUGCUCACCACACUAGCACCACCAGCAUUCAGAUGAGCACCAUACCAGGGCAGCCAUCCACUCAGGCAACAACAACCAAUGGAAACAUGAACCUAUACUUUAGCUACCACUCAAUGGGCACAGACAACCCUGUGUUUCCACCUAGUGUUGAUUCAGGUGUGAUUGUGUGCGGUGGUGGAAAUGGAGGUGGAGGGAAUCAUCAUAACGGUACCUCCCAGCUUGACAUCCACUCAGACCAGACACGGACUUUGCUUUUGGAGCAGAUUCCCGAAAUUUGCCGGAUUUUGGAAGAAGUGCAGUACAUUGCGAAUCGCUUCAGAGAGCAGGACGAGGGGGAGGCAAUCUGCAGCGAGUGGAAAUUUGCAGCUGCAGUCGUGGACCGGUUAUGCCUGGUGGCCUUCUCGCUGUUCUCCAUCAUCUGCACCUUCACUAUUCUCAUGUCAGCUCCCAAUUUCAUUGAAGCCGUGUCAAAAGACUUUACGUAAGGCUGCUCUCUAUCAUCACUGACAGAUAAAAACUAACAGUAGAAAUUCUGACACAAUUAGACCUGCACCACACAAGCCUCUCUUGUACUUUUAUGUGAAGACACACAAGCUCAAGUUAAUUUAGAAUUGAUAUCACCAUAGAUCAGUACCCAGCCUUUACCCCUCUCAUUACACGUUUGUUGGUAUAUAGCUGGGGUAAUGUGUUUUUUCCCUGUGAAGGUUCCUCUUUAGCUUACAACAUACAUACAGGUACAUAGGAAGUUGAAGCAACAUGUAGUAGUUAAUGAUGUAGAAAGUCAGACUGAUGCACUUUUCUUCUGUAUCCCUGCUGCACCACAUCAUUUACUUGCCACCAUUUGAGCGUCACGUCUCAUCAGAAUUCACUCUUUCCCUUACAGCUUUUCUUUUCUCUUAAUUUUAGAAUUUACACAUCCUGUCUUCACUCCGUUUUCUAGAGAUGUCUUACCUAAACAACUUCAGCAGUUACAUAUAUAGUACAGGGUUUUACAGGUGUAUUCUUGUAAUGCAUUUGUUCUUUGUAUUUUAUAAAUAAAUCCACAUUUUACAGUGCAAUCUGGUUAAGCUGAAAUUGAUUUUUUAAUGAGUUAGCAAAUUCACUGAGAUCUACUGAAAUUAUACAUUUCACUAAUCUGAGGUGUGAAACUACUGAGUAUUUUCAUUUUAGAUAAAUAUACCAUUUUCCCUCGCUAACUGAAAUUUGAUUUAAAAUUUCAAUUCAACUCAAUUUUAUUUAUAUAGUUGUCCCCUCAAGGUGAAAAUGCCCAUUAUAAUUUCCCACAGCCUGACUUACAACUGUAUCUGAUUCAUUACAACAAAGAAAGCCAAAUAAUUUCUUUAUACCUUCAUUAUUACUCUUCCUUUUACAAAUGGAGCUAUUAGUCUAAUAUAUAUUACAGUUUUUCUCGAUUGCUUAAACACUUUUCUUGAAACUAUGCCUCGUAUUCUCAAAACAGUAAACACAAAUCCAUAACGUCUCACUCAAUUUCCCGAAAAUUGUAUUUUCAGGUCAAAAUGAAGCUCUACACUCAAAACCAUUCACUUGCU